Dermacentor silvarum is the source of this 600-nucleotide messenger RNA. RefSeq lists its product as uncharacterized. The record is from RefSeq and is a predicted model, not a curated record. Bases 34 to 591 code for a protein of 185 amino acids. The transcript has 3 exons. Lineage: Eukaryota; Metazoa; Arthropoda; Arachnida; Ixodida; Ixodidae.
GUGAGCACGAUCAUCCUCCAGACUUACAUUUCAAUGGGAUACAGAAGCAACGAAGAAUGCAUAUCCUUGCCCGUGUCCGUGCUGACUGGUACUGUAGGAUCCCCGACCUUUGAGAUUGCCGAGCGAGCCGCCUCGGCUCUGCGCGCCCAGGGAAACAAGUUCCGAGUCGUGUUUGCCUCAACACUGGGCGUCCUCACGUAUGUCGGUUGGGAGUAUGCCCGAGAGCCGACGCUCGCCUAUCAGCCCUGCCGCCAAUUUUACAUGGCCAGCAUCGACGUCACUUGCAAAGAAACAGCACCCUACGCGACGCGGGGUUUCGACAAGCGUCAAUUAUAUGCCUACUUAUCCUACGGGUAUGGCCCUUACGACUAUUUCGCCACCUACGAGACCGAAACGACCUUGGCCAAAAAGCUGAACAUGUACAUCGAAGACGUCUCAGACGGCUGGGCACUGUUCGAGGUGGAUCGUGACUCCUGGCGCGGGUGCGGCUACAAGAAGGAUGAUGAUUACCCUCGCCUAUCGAUUGUCCAGGAGCAAGCGCGUCAUCGCCGUACAGUGAACGAGUCAGCAUUAAAGCCUGAUAACUCUUGAGUACAAUAA